AUGUGCUGCAAAAAGGAAGCCGGGCUGCGUCAGCCGUGCAUCUCGGCGCAGCCUUCGGCCCAGUCUCGCCAUGGGCCUUGCCUUCAGAGACGAAUCCUCAUGAUGGGUUUGGAGGGCGCAGGGAAGACGUCACUCCUCUAUCAGCUGAAGCUCGAUGAGAACGUGAGAGCGAUCCCAGUUUUGGGCUUUAACGUGGAGGCGGUGGAGUAUAAGAACCUGAGCCUCAGCGUGAUUGACUUGGAACACCACCAGUUCAAAGAUGAAAUGCAAGAUGUCCCCCUGCUGGUCUACGACUUGCCUGGAGCAAUGAGGGCGCCAGAGGUGACUGACAAACUAGGACUUCUCAGCUUGCGUCGUCGCCAGUGGUUCAUUACAGCUACUGCCACCAAUACAGAGGGCGGCCUGUAUGAAGGCUUGGAUUGA
Molecule: messenger RNA, 423 nt
Organism: Durusdinium trenchii
Lineage: Eukaryota; Dinophyceae; Suessiales; Symbiodiniaceae
Source: the annotation of a GenBank genome assembly